Messenger RNA from Neurospora hispaniola, 588 nucleotides. RefSeq lists its product as uncharacterized. The transcript has 4 exons. The record is from RefSeq and is a predicted model, not a curated record. Lineage: Eukaryota; Fungi; Ascomycota; Sordariomycetes; Sordariales; Sordariaceae. The coding region runs from base 229 to 588 and encodes 119 amino acids.
CUUUCUGACUGAUACCGUGGGCGACCACCGGCUGGAGAAUCAAAAAGGUGUACACGCAUUCUCACUAUAUCUGUGAUCUUUUCGGCGCCAGUCACAGUCCUCUCUUGUAUGUUCUCGGACUUAAACAGUGGAGGGUACACAACACGCUGCCUAGUCGCAAAUAUGGGCAAAUAACACCGAUAUACCCAUCGCCUCUUUUGAGGGGUCAAUCUAAGACGGGACUGUGGAAUGGGGUGUUACGGAGGUAAACAUCAUGUCGUGCCGUCCACACAGCAAGCAGUGAGUGCACAGUGUCGACUAUUUGAAUUAAAGUCAAAAAGCAAAGCAACAUCCAUCGAGAAGGCUGGCUACAUUCAAACGAGAGGCAUCCUGGGUGACUCGUCCUUCAUGAAGACCUCCAAGCUCACUUGGGAUAGCUACGACCUACCCCGCCUACAAGCUAAGCUCCCCAUCUUACAUAUUCAUCUCGGCGGCUACCAUCACGAAGUCAAGCUCGUCAUGCGACAUGGAAAUGCGGGGUUUACCAUCCUACAACGGCUAUCCAACGAUCACCCUUCGGUUCCUUUCAAUCCACGUUACAGUCAUUAG